GCAGACUCAGAUCGCCUCCGCUCGCUCGCUGCGCCCGAGGAGAGGAGACACGGACAGUCUCGCGUCCGGGGUGCUGGAGAGCCACCUCGCCACUCACUGUCUCCAACGACAACAUUCAGGCCCCAGGACAGGAGAGAAGCUUGACCAAACCCGAAACUAGAGACACAACCCGGACACGAAGCGCGAAAAGGGGACGUCUCCUCUCCAUCGCCUUUGCGCACGACGACCCAUUAAAAGCCCCUCUGGACCAGCGUCGCCAGCAAGCGAUGCAGCCUGACGACAAGACAACGGUCACCGUGAUCCACUGCGAUGCGUUUUCGCUUGUUUUGCUUAAAUAUUAACCUAUCGUUUCGGGCUCGGUUAUAACAACACGGACACUGUUUUAGUAUUGACACGCAUUCAACGGGUUUCUGCUUCAUGAGAAUUCUCCUCAUGGCCUGAAACUGACAUAAACUAUUUAUCAGUCUGGAUCGACGCGUUGUGUUCAUUUCAUGUAUUUUAUAACGCUGUCAUGUUUAUACCGACAAUGGUCUGACGGUUUCAGACUGCUUUAGAUUAUUCUGGUGACAGUGUCUUAUAGAUCCUUCUGCACAUACAAUCUGGCGGGCCUUCCUCUACACUGACACUUCUUUUGCAACCGAAGGGAACUGGAUCAAGUAUUUCCCCUGGAAAGUUUAAGGUGGAGACCGGCGCUUGCCCGCAACAUAUCCAGGAGGAUUUUCCGAAGGUUGAGGGCUCAGGACCACAUGCUGUCAUGCUGUCCUUAGAUGAGCCGCUGGACCUCAAAGUGCCGAAGGGGCGGGUCAGUGGGCGGGACAGAGGCGCCAGGUCUCCGUCCUCUCCCAUACAUGGCAAGGGGGCCGGGCAGCUACGCAUGGCAGACGACGGUACAGCAGUCAUCGUCCCAGGGUCUCCUGAUUCCCCACAUGCAGGUGUCCUGCAGGGCAAGUCCGAGACCCCCACACCCCCCGCUGUGGACCUCAGCAUGUCACCGUCCUCACGCAACACCACCUGUUCUCCAGAUCUCACCAACGGACACUGCUCGACCCCCAUCUUCCCCGGGGACUCGGCUCACAUCCGCUACGUGGAGGGCGGGUCCACAUCUCAAGCCUUCCAGUUCUUCCUUCCCAUCGGAGGAGGAGGAGGAAGACUUCACCUGCCUUCCUCGAUGUUCAUACGCCAACCAAAGGACACGCGAUCUUCUCCGGAUCUCUCCGCCGACGAACAGCUGGCCUGUCGAUGGAGGAAGUGCCACCUGCUUUUCGACUCUUUGCAAGACUUGGUGGACCAUGUCAAUGACUUCCAUGUGAAGCCCGAAAAGGAUACUGGGUACUGUUGCCACUGGGAGGGGUGUUCACGGAAAGGGCGGGGCUUCAAUGCCAGGUACAAGAUGCUAAUCCACAUCCGCACUCACACCAACGAGAAACCUCACCGCUGUCCCACCUGCAACAAGAGCUUCUCACGUCUGGAGAACCUCAAGAUACACAACCGUUCGCACACAGGAGAGAAGCCCUACAUCUGCCCCUACGAGGGCUGCAACAAGCGCUACUCCAACUCCAGCGACCGCUUCAAGCACACCCGCACCCAUUACGUGGACAAGCCCUAUUACUGCAAGAUGGUGGGCUGCCUGAAACGCUACACAGACCCCAGCUCCCUGAGGAAGCACAUUAAGGCUCACGGGCACUUCGUGGCGCAGGAGCACGGAGUUGCGGGAGGGGUGGGCUCAAUGAUGAAACCGGGGGCGGGAAAAGAAUCCGAGCUGACUUACAUCAACGGCGCCCACAUCAUCAUUCCUGGGGCGGCAGCUGCUCUCCUGGGCAGCCACGGUCUUCAGGGUCUGGGAGGCUCCCUCCCCCUGUCGUCCCGCCCACUGGACCUGAGCAAUCUGGGCUCCCUGAGCUCCCCUUCAGCUGGACUCGGCGGGACGCCCAUUCUCUCCUUCGGCGGCUCUCCGCUCGGCCUGGCCAAACCUCCCCUGCUGUCUCAUACCUUCUCGUCUUCCGCGCUCGGGCUACCCAUGGUGCCCCUUUUGGCCUCGGAGCGCAGGGACCAGGGCAAGGCCAGAGGUGAGGAGGACGAGAUCCACGGGGGCGUGCUCAACCUUUCCACGGGAGCGUCCCAUGACCCCCUGUCUUGGGUAGUUAUUCCCUCUGGCCAGGUCGUGUUGAAGCCAGCUGUGGUCAACUGAGCCCCGCAUUCCAUGGCAGGGGUGGGGGCGGGACAGGGGCAGAGGUCAAAGGCGAGCAUGUAGGGGGUUUUCACGAAGCAAAUGCAGUCGCAAUCUUCUUUAACUUUUAACUCCCGAGUUCAGUUCUUGAAUGUUGAGGUCGUGUUCUGUGGUAACAGCCAAACAACAGUGGCGACACAUUCAUCUCCGUUCCAUGCUCCUUUACUCCUUCUUAUCUACACUCUUUCUUUUUGUUCACUUGACAGCAGUCUUACAAAUCUGCGCUCUUGCUUCAAGGGUCCAUUUCCAUGUAUUUAUAUCUAAGAGUUGUUUAUGGACGACAGUGUAUGCAAUGCACUGAUCUUAUGUUUGUAUUCUACACGAACCAAUGCUCCGAACGAACAAACCCUCAAGCCAUUCCGUAAAAAAGUGAGCUAGAGAUCUUUCAAAUAAACUCAUCUACCCGGGGCAGGUCAAGUUAGCUAACAGGUGCUGAGUUUGGUUAUCAAGGAGCAUGUCCGUCAUCCCUGAACAGACAUUAAUACAUCGUCCACCUCGGUCACCCGCAAACGUACCCCCUUAGCUCACUGCAUUUGCUGCUAGCUGUGACGCAGCAAUAUUGUUUCGGUUUAAGAAUAGACAAAGCAUAUGGACGACAGUCUGUCCUCUAAGGGGGCACGGAAAAGAAACCUUGACCAGUUCCGUUGUGUUUUACAGAUUUACCGACACAAAGAUCAGAGUCACUGAGUUUUAAGGCUGACAAGGGCACUACGUAGGAAAAAACACCGCUGUUGCCAUCUAGUGGCUGCGAGAUGUACCACACGCUUUGUGCCGGAUCUGACAGUGUCGUUGUCCUGUAUUCCAGUUGCACAGCAGGACACACAAGAUACAGUUGAUACUGAAUGUUCAUCUUUUUCUACAAGCCAAGAGGCUCUGACAAUACACCAAUUUGGGUGUGUAACAAAAAAUAAACACUUCUUUUAAUGCAGUUUUCCUCCACAUUACACAGUGUGCCAAAUGUGACAUAAACCCAGGUUAGAGUGAAUACUUCGUAGUAAAGAACCAGACGUCUAGGCAUUGAAGCAUAUAUGAACAUACACACAGUAUAUACAUAUGAAUUGAUUCAAUUAAAUACAUUUUCCCCAAAGCAUUAUUGGUUUACGGUCUCUUGAAAAAGCCUCCUCUCCUGAACUCAGGCUCGUAACCUCCCGCGUCCGCUCUGGAGGAGUAAAACUGAAGUUUCUGUAACACAUUUACAUUCUUCAUAUAAAAGAACAUUCCAAUUGAAAGUAUCCCACCGAAAAAUCCCACUCCCCUAAACGUUUAAUCCACUCAGAGACUUUUUUCAUAUGUUUAUAUUUCGUGGUUUUAUUGUGGAAACUAUACAAUCAAUGCAUAUUGUUUUACUGUCGUAAUAUUUUUGGACGUGACAUUUCCAGAUGUUGAAGUCGCUUCGGUUGUGCUCUCGCUGGCUUCUCUGUGCUCAGCUUUCUCCAGCCCAGGCGUCGACUCUCAGCCUAUUGAGAUCAAACAUUUUAUCCAAUACUUUAGGUAUUCAGGUUCACUUAAGUAGACAUGAAAAACUGUACAAACACAUAUAACACAUGUUGCAUCCCCGACAUACAUGACAGGUGUGUUUGUGCUACACGAUCCACAUUUUACUGCAAAGGAUUGAAAUUGUUUACCACAACCAAGUCAAAAAUGUAAAUGUGUUGACAUUACCAGGGUGUACCGUGCGAAACAAGUCCAUCUUUCUCUGUCGCUCCUCACACACGGCUUCUGUUGCUGGUUGGAGAAAGCUGACGAUGACACAGACCUCUCCAGGUCUACAUCAAUGUUCAAUAUCAAAUAAGCUGUUAAACCUUUAACCCUUUGAGCACUCUGGAGUCCAAAGCCUUAAAACAACAGCGCAUUUGUGUAAAGAUGCUGAAAUUACUGCAAUUGUUCGAGACUUAAGCAAUAAAUAUGUAACGGCAGGGAUGAUGUUAUAUAUUUACAUUUCAACAUUCUGUGCAGUAAAACCCAUCAGCGUUGUCCGACUCGGUAAAUAUAUGGUACGGUAAACAAAACAAAAAAUGUAAAUAAUCAAAUUGCAACAAGUGAAAUUAUUCGAGCUUAAGAACCUACUCGUGUCUAAAAAAUGAACAGUUCACAGAGAUGCACAAAGGGUUAACAAAAAAAAGACUAUGGCCUGGAAUGGCCGGUAUUCAUUUGUAUUUUUUCCUUUUUUUGCACAUUUUGAGAUAUUUUAAUAUCAAUAUUUUGAUUUUUUUUCCAAGUGCCUUUUAUGAUAGUUGAAAAGUAGAUGUAAUACAGUAUAUGAAAAGUAAAUAUAUAUAUAUAUAUAAAUAUCUAUUUUUCCGCCAUCAUGUUCUGAAGUUGAACAUGCAGAACUUUAGGGCUGUACUCCAGUCUCCAGUUGGUACAUCAUAGCUGUGUUCUCCUGUUUUAGAGGAAUUUUAUUACGAUAUUGAUAAGGACGUCAAUGAAAAGAAAUGAAACUAAUGUUUAAUAAAUUUGCAUUUGAUAUACUG
Triplophysa dalaica is the source of this 4701-nucleotide messenger RNA. It is a transcript of the gene glis2b, whose product is annotated as GLIS family zinc finger 2b. Gene Ontology annotation, biological process: regulation of transcription by RNA polymerase II; smoothened signaling pathway. Lineage: Eukaryota; Metazoa; Chordata; Actinopteri; Cypriniformes; Nemacheilidae. Gene Ontology annotation, cellular component: nucleus. The record is from RefSeq and is a predicted model, not a curated record. The transcript is spliced from 7 exons. The coding region runs from base 755 to 2188 and encodes 477 amino acids. Gene Ontology annotation, molecular function: RNA polymerase II cis-regulatory region sequence-specific DNA binding; DNA-binding transcription factor activity, RNA polymerase II-specific.